AUGCUAGCAAGCUUUCAUAUUCAAGAAAAAUAUCGUCAAGUCGAACAUGAAUUCCUGUCUAAUCGUGAACGAUUUCAAUCGAUACGUGCCAAUCUUAGUGGUGAAGAAAUUCUUCUUCGAGAUGCGAUAUUGAAAAAAGCUUUCAAUGAAUUAAAAUCUCAUUCAACAACACUCGAAAAUAUACAACAACUGAAAGUUAUUGUUCUUGAAAAAGGUGCUCGAUUAGAAUGUAUCAAUAAUGAACUAGAUGAAUUCAAUCUGGCUCAUGCACUCAAUCAGUAUUUGCUAUGCUAUUGUAAUACUCUUCGAGAUUCCAAUCGAUCAUGUUUGGAUUCUAUCGUAGAUAUGUUUAAAAUAUUAAUUAUUUCAAAUCCAAAUCUUAUCAAAAGUAAAGAUUAUGUCGGUAAUGGUGGUUGUCCAAUAUAUUUCUUUCUCAUCUAUACAAUCUAUCGAUCACAAGAUUUCUAUUCUUGUUCAUCAUCAGUCUCAAUUGACGUGCGACGAUAUCAAUCUAUUGUUGAAUUAUUCCUUUUUACUACUCAAGGUUUAAAACAUAUUUUUAAUGAAAAUACAUGGAUGAUUGAUUGUCUUUUAAAUAGUUUACAAUGGAUGAAUUCAAUUGAAAAACAGAUCAAUCAACAGAUAAUAAUUCAAACAAAUCAAAUGGAAAUAUUGAAAAUUUUAUUCGAAGAAUUUAUUCCAAAGGAAGUACUACUGGUCGGUUAUUGGGAACAUACGUUGCAAAGAGGAUUCCAUAAUUUGAUAAUAAAAAAUCGAAUUGAUAUUAUCGUCUUCAUUAGUCAUUAG
Messenger RNA from Rotaria sp. Silwood1, 807 nucleotides. NCBI's taxonomy places the organism in Eukaryota, Metazoa, Rotifera, Eurotatoria, Philodinida, Philodinidae. The record is from the annotation of a GenBank genome assembly.